This is a messenger RNA of Oryzias melastigma (Indian medaka), 3626 nucleotides long. Its product is annotated as AMP deaminase 2. Gene Ontology annotation, cellular component: cytosol. Lineage: Eukaryota; Metazoa; Chordata; Actinopteri; Beloniformes; Adrianichthyidae. Gene Ontology annotation, molecular function: AMP deaminase activity. Gene Ontology annotation, biological process: AMP metabolic process; IMP salvage. The record is from RefSeq and is a predicted model, not a curated record. The transcript has 18 exons. The coding region runs from base 834 to 3128 and encodes 764 amino acids.
AAAAAGUCUGUGGGAAUAUGGGAUUAUUAGGAAAGAAAAGCACAUUUGUUUGAAGGUUCCAUUGUGAUACUAAUAUUCAAGCAUAAUUUAGAGGUUAAAGUGGACAGGCUUGUAUCUCUGUGGGGCCCGUUGACACCCUGAGGCCAGAAUGUUCCUUUGAAAGCAGUGGGGAUCGGUUCCGGUUCCCCUCGGACUCUGAAAAGGAUGAAAAAGUGCUUUUCAGUCAGAAUCCUUCAGGUUUGGCAGACCGCUCUGGAGAGGGAUGAGUUCAGCUUUUUUCACACAAAACAUCCCAUUCUAUUUUGAAUAAUCAGUGAAGCUUUUUAAAGCCAAAUUUUCAAAAUAAAAAAUGACUAAAUUUUAUUCUCAUUAAAGCACAAACAAGGGCUGUGUUUUGUUACUAUCUACUGGUAUCAAAAUAAUUAGUUGUGUAAUAUAAAAAGAGCCUUGUUACUGAAAAAAAAAAAAAAAACAGUUGAGUUUUUCCCUUGUGUUGGCCUCUGCAAACAAAGUGCUGAAUUGCACCAGCUUUGCUCUGAAGGGGAAAAGGAGUAAAAAAAAAAAAAAAAACUUUAGCCUGCACAGUGGUCCCGUUUUUAGCUGAAAGGGCGUGCACACAGAACGCUUUCCCAGGCAGAGCACAAGCAAAAAGAGCCAGAGUGGAGCUGUUAAAUUCUACGACUGCCUUCUGUUUCCUGCUGAAACCUGGUUUACCCCGUUUUUCAGGAAUAGACCUCCGUGGUGUUUCCGGGCCGAAGCCCCUCAAACCUCAGCGGUCCCUCCCAGGAACCCCCGUUUCCAUCUCACACCCCCCCAUCGACCUGCGCACAUCAAUGGAGGAAAAAUACAAAGAGAUCGCAGAGGAGCUGUUCACGCGCAGCAUGGCGGAGAGCGAGAUGCGCAGUGCGCCGUACGAGUUCCCCGAGGACAGCCCCAUCGAGCAGCUGGAGGAGCGGCGGCACCGCCUGGAGAGGCAGAUCAGUCAGGAUAUUAGGCUUGAGCCAGAGAUCUUGCUCCGCGCCAAACAGGACUUCAUGAAAAUCGACAGUGCUGCAGACCUCGAACUGAUGAAGGACACGAGUGUGGACACCGUCCACAUGGGCUUUCAGGAGAGACAGAUGCCGCUGGAGAGGGAGUACCAGCGAGUCUCCAUCUCUGGAGAGGAGAAGUGUGGGGUGCCCUUCACGGACCUCGUAGAUGCUGCCAAAUGUGUGGUGAAGGCGUUGUUCAUCAGGGAGAAGUACAUACACCGCUCCUUACAGACCUUCUGUAAGACCACGGCUCACGCGCUGCACGACCUCGGGACCAAGACUCUGGAUCUGGGGAUCUACGACGACGUUCCAGAGACGCCCGUAGAUGCCGACGCUCCUGUCCAUCCUCCCGUCUCAGAGACUCAUCCGUACGACGACAUGGACUCCAUGAUUCUGCCGCCCGACGCAGGAUAUGGAUGCAAGAUGGUGGAUGGCGUGGUGCACGUGUUCACCAGGAGCUACAACAUGGACAAGAGCACAGAGCUGGAGCUGCUGUAUCCAGAUUUGAAAGAGUACAUCGCAGACAUGAACGUCAUGAUGUCCCUCAUCAUCAACGGGCCGGUGAAGUCGUUCUGCUAUCGCCGCCUGCAGUACCUGAGCUCUAAGUUUCAGAUGCACAUCCUCCUGAACGAGAUGAAAGAGCUCGCAGCUCAAAAGAAGGUUCCUCACCGGGAUUUCUACAACAUCAGAAAGGUGGACACGCACAUCCACGCGUCGUCCUGCAUGAACCAGAAGCAUCUGCUGCGCUUCAUCAAGAGAGCCAUGAAGAAGUACCAAGGAGAGAUCGUCCACGUGGAGUGCGGCCGCGGGCAGACGCUCAAGGACGUGUUUGAGAGCAUGAACCUGACGGCCUACGACCUGAGCGUGGAUACGCUGGACAUGCACGCGGACCGAAACACGUUUCAUCGAUUUGAUAAGUUCAACUCCAAGUACAACCCCAUCGGAGAAUCCAUCCUCAGAGAGAUCUUCAUCAAGACCGACAACUACAUUGAAGGAAAAUACUUUGCACAUAUAGUAAAGGAGGUCAUGUCUGACCUUGAGGAGAGCAAAUACCAAAACUCUGAGCUGCGCCUGUCCAUCUACGGCCGCUCCCGUGACGAGUGGGACCGGCUGGCUCAGUGGGCGGUCACUCACAGGGUGUACUCUGAUAACGUGCGCUGGCUCGUCCAGGUGCCUCGACUCUUUGAUGUGUACCACACAAAGAAGCAGCUGGCUAACUUCCAGGAGAUGCUGGAGAACAUCUUCAUGCCUCUCUUUGAGGUCACCAUCAAUCCCCGCAGUCAUCCUGAGCUGCACCUCUUCCUGGAACACGUGGUGGGCUUCGACAGCGUCGACGACGAGUCCAAACCCGAGCAUCACAUUUUCAACCUCGACAGUCCUUUACCUGCUGACUGGACUGAGGAAGACAACCCACCGUACUCCUACUACCUCUACUACACCUACGCCAACAUGACCGUUCUCAACCAGCUCAGGAGGCAGCGAGGCCUCCACACGUUCGUGCUGCGCCCUCACUGUGGAGAAGCUGGUCCGAUCCACCACCUGGUGUCAGGUUUCAUGUUGUCAGAGAACAUCUCCCACGGACUGCUGCUCCGAAAGGCUCCAGUGCUCCAGUAUCUGUACUACUUGGCUCAGGUUGGCAUCGCCAUGUCACCGCUGAGCAACAACAGCCUGUUCCUCAGCUACCACCGCAACCCACUGCCGGAGUAUCUGUCCCGAGGCCUCAUGAUCUCCCUGUCCACCGAUGACCCUCUUCAGUUCCACUUCACCAAAGAACCUCUGAUGGAAGAGUACAGCAUCGCCGCUCAGGUGUGGAAACUGAGCUCCUGUGAUAUGUGUGAGCUGGCGAGGAACAGCGUCCUCAUGAGCGGCUUCUCUCACAGGGCUAAGAGCUACUGGCUCGGCCCGAACUACUACAAGGAAGGUCCCGAGAGCAACGACAUCCGCCGCACCAACGUUCCGGACAUCCGCGUGGCGUACCGCAGCGAGACGCUGACGGAGGAGCUUCACCUCAUCACUCACGCCGUGCGCACGGAGGAGCUGGACUCCAUCGAUGAGGAGGACUCGCUGACCAUGGGUCCCGUCUCGGGCCGGCGCUGAAGCCUCGGCGCUGCUUCCUGCUCCGAACGCCAAGGUUACGCUGCCGCCUCGUUUCUGAGGGUCGGCGGUCGUCCACAUCAGUCGUAGAUUUUUUUUUUCGAUCCCUGACAUGGUCUUAAGUUCCCUCGAUGACUCGUGGAAGGGGAGUCCAAUUCACUUUUCCUUUGAUUUGGUGUUUAGUCGACUAAGUCGAAGGUUUGCUGGGAUCAACGUUCACCGUGGGUCAUCGGGCCGGUCUCUGCAUGCGUCGGUUUGCUCCCCCGCCCCGGAUGACCCCCGUCGUGUCUGCUGUGACACACGGAUGCACCGGCAUGCCUAAACAUCCUACAGUCACAGCUGAACUUCCACCGUGCAGUCCAGUCGCAUAUAUAUCUAUGCUAGCUGCACUUGCACGACAUAUAGCGGACCGUCUUGGACCUGCGACAGCCCGCCAUGGCGGCUGGUCGUCAUACUUGCACAAUAAACUCGUGUGUCUGAAUGCUGCGGCGCUAAAUUGUA